AUGUCGGCCAACGCCACCCUGAAGCCCCUCUGCCCCAUCCUGGAGCAGAUGAGCCGCAUCCAAAGCCACAGCAACUCCAGCAUGCGCUACAUGGACCACGCUUCGGUGCUGCUGCACGGGCUGGCCUCGCUGCUGGGCCUGACGGAGAACGGACUCAUCCUUUUCGUGGUGGGCUGCCGCAUGCGCCAGACCGUGGUCACCACCUGGGUGCUGCACCUGGCGCUGUCGGACCUGCUGGCCACCGCCACCCUGCCCUUCUUCACGUACUUCCUGGCGGUGGGCCACUCGUGGGAGCUGGGCACCACGUUCUGCAAGCUGCACUCCUCCAUCUUCUUCCUCAACAUGUUCGCCAGCGGCUUCCUGCUCAGCGCCAUCAGCCUGGACCGCUGCCUGCAGGUGGUGCGGCCAGUGUGGGCGCAGAACCACCGGACGGUCGCCAUGGCCCACAGGGUCUGCCUGGGGCUCUGGGCGCUGGCGGUGCUCAACACUGUGCCCUACUUCGUGUUCCGGGACACCAUCCCGCGGCUCGACGGCCGCAUCAUGUGCUACUACAACGUGCUGCUUCUGAACCCGGGGCCCGACCGCGACGCCACGUGCAACACGCGCCAGGCAGCCCUGGCCGUCAGCAAGUUCCUGGUGGCCUUCGUCGUGCCACUGGCCAUCAUCGCCUCCAGCCACUUUCUCGUGAGCGCGCAGCUGUGUCACCGCGGCCGCCGGCGGCCCAGCCGCUUCGUGCGCCUGGUGGCGGCCGUGGUGGCGGCCUUCGCGCUCUGCUGGGGGCCCUACCACGUGUUCAGCUUGCUGGAGGCCCGCGCGCACGCCGACCCCUCGCUGCGGCCUCUCGUGUGGCGCGGCCUGCCCUUCGUCACCAGCCUGGCCUUCCUCAACAGCGUGAUCAACCCGCUGCUCUACGUGCUCACCUGCCCCGACGUGCUGCGCAAACUGCGGCGCUCGCUGCGGAGCGUGCUGGAGAGUGUGCUGCUGGACGACAGCGAGCUGGGCGGCCCGGGCAGCGGGCGCCGCCGCCGCUCCUCUGGGCCCCGCCAGGCCCCCGGCGCCCGCGCGCCACCGCCCCCGUCCGGGCCCGCACGCCUGCUUGCCUGGCUGCAGGGCGGCCGCGGGCGGUCAGCGCAGAGGGCCCGGUCCAGGUCCCAGGACGAGAGGGGCCCCCUGAACCGGGCGCUGAGCACCGCGUCGGGGUAG
Messenger RNA from Canis lupus familiaris (dog), 1203 nucleotides. It is a transcript of the gene PTGDR2, whose product is annotated as prostaglandin D2 receptor 2. The transcript has a single exon. Bases 1 to 1203 code for a protein of 400 amino acids. Lineage: Eukaryota; Metazoa; Chordata; Mammalia; Carnivora; Canidae. Gene Ontology annotation, cellular component: plasma membrane. Gene Ontology annotation, biological process: positive regulation of cytosolic calcium ion concentration; phospholipase C-activating G protein-coupled receptor signaling pathway; complement receptor mediated signaling pathway. Gene Ontology annotation, molecular function: complement receptor activity; G protein-coupled receptor activity. The record is from RefSeq and is marked provisional.